Messenger RNA from Eutrema salsugineum, 941 nucleotides. RefSeq names its product PLAT domain-containing protein 2. Bases 283 to 810 code for a protein of 175 amino acids. The transcript is spliced from 2 exons. Lineage: Eukaryota; Viridiplantae; Streptophyta; Magnoliopsida; Brassicales; Brassicaceae. The record is from RefSeq and is a predicted model, not a curated record. Gene Ontology annotation, molecular function: protein binding.
AUCAUUAUAUGUUUGUCAUAACAUAUAUAAUUUUCUUAAAUUUCCUAUUAAUUAUUAUGCGGUUUCAUGCAUUAUAUAAUAUUUUCUUCAUUUCGUAAAAAUACUACUAUAAAAAUUAUUUAUAUUGGAUUCAUUAGUUUUCUUUAAUUGUACUACUGUCAUAAUUGAAAUCUAAAAGUCUCGAACUCUAUAAAUAGUAGCCUUUAGCUCCUAAAAUGUUGAAGUAGAUGCAGUUUAUACUAAAAGAUCAAAUCUAAAUUUCUUACAUUCAUAUCACCAACUAUGGCUCGCUGUGACGUUCUCCUCCUCUGUAUCCUCCUUAUCGCCACCGUCUCUGUCGUUGCAUUCGCCGAUCGUGAACCACAAUGCGUCUACACAUUCUACAUCCAAACAGGAUCGGUGAAAAGCGCUGGCACAGAUUCGAUCAUAAGCGCUAUACUCACCGACAAAUCCGAACAAGAGAUCGUGAUAAAAAACCUAGUGACAUGGGGUGGGUUAAUGGGACCAGGUUACGACUACUUCGAGAACAGCAAUGUGGACAUUUUCAGUGCGAAGGAGAAGUGUCUUCCGAGCCCAAUAUGUUCAUUGAAUCUGACCUCUGACGGCACCGGACAAUACCCAGCCUGGUUUGUAAACUACGUGGAGCUCACGACGGUCGGACUUCACACUGACAGCAAGCGUCAAUACUUUGAUUUUGAGCAAUGGCUUGAGUCCGAUACGUCGCUAACUGCCGUACGCAAUAACUGUCCCGUUUCGCUGAGGGAGAGUGUUGGUCGGGUCGUGCCUGAGGUCCAGAAAACUCUCUCUUAAUGAAUGAAAAAAAAUGAAUGUGUGUUUUGGAGACUUGUUAUUACUCCUACUGUGAACUUAUGUCGGCAAUAAUGUAAGCUCUCAGUUAAAAAAAAAUAAAAAAUAAUAAUAAUGUCACUGAUUAACUGAUG